Molecule: messenger RNA, 4563 nt
Organism: Lobosporangium transversale
Lineage: Eukaryota; Fungi; Mortierellomycota; Mortierellomycetes; Mortierellales; Mortierellaceae
Exons: 5
Coding region: 1-4563 (1520 amino acids)
Biological process (GO): regulation of transcription by RNA polymerase II
Cellular component (GO): SLIK (SAGA-like) complex; SAGA complex
Molecular function (GO): structural molecule activity; protein heterodimerization activity
Source: RefSeq, a predicted model, not a curated record
AUGGAUGCUAUGAUCGAGCAACAACAACUUGAGGAGGCAGAUAAAAAUAUUCAACAGGAGCAGGAGAGUCAAACAGGCACUAGCCUGAUCACAGACAACAUGUUGACGCAACUUGGUACAGGGAGUUUAAGCAUGAAGUAUUUGUUGGGUGCGAUUGAAGCCAAUAGGUCUGCUACGGGGCUAACUGACCGCGAGCUCCGGACUUUGUUGUCGGAUGUUCGACCUAACCGAUCUAAAUGGGCAAAUGAAGAUAAAGUAGGUCAAGAGGAGCUCUAUGAGGGGUGUGAGCGCGUCUUGAUGGAACUCAGGAAUUACACAGAACACUCAACACCGUUCCUUAAUAAGGUGAAUAAGCGAGAGGCUCCAGAUUACUUUCAGGUCAUUAAGCAUCCCAUGGAUCUUGGAACAGUCCUAAAGAAGCUCAAAUCAUUUGCCUACCAGAGCAAGACACAAUUUGCCAACGACCUUUACCUGAUCUAUUCCAAUUGUCUACUCUAUAACUCAGAUCCCAGCAGCGUUUACCGGAAGCACGCUAUCGCUAUGAAAAAGAAGACGCAACAGCUACUAGAGACUGUUCAGGAUGUAGUUAUCCGCGACAGAGCAGAGGUAGAAGCCGAGGCAGAAGAGAGUGAUGAUGAUGUAGAGAGUCAGGCCGGUCGUCCAAAUGAAUCAUCUAAAGGAAUGGGACGAAAGGACAAGUCGUCAAAGACAGUACACAAGACUAAUGGGGAAUCGUCCAGUCAUACCAAAGAUCACUCCUCGAAACGUGGCGCGACUGCUGUUCCACUCGGGUCCGAAACUCCAAAAAUGGCCAUGGAUCUAGAUACGAUGGCUAACUCUACUCCAACGCGUGAGGCUAGCCGAGAGCCUUCGACAAUGGAUUCAAUAGAGGCACCGAUGCUCUCCUCUGGCUCAUUUGAAAGAGCAAGCGGACUCGGCUGGAGCGGAACACCUAAUGGGAUUAUACAUAGCUCGCCAGCGCGACACCGUAUGGCAAGAGCGUCUGUACCUGUGGAGAUUGAUUUGGAACAGGAAGAGAGAGAAAUUGCGGAACAGCUGCGUGCAGACCGUGGAGACUUGCUGUUCCAAGAAUGGAAGGAAAAGACCAAGAAAGCGCGUGCCAAAAUCUGCUCUACACGGGAAAGUCAGCAACAGUUGCCGUUUGGAGACCAUUUCGCAUUAGAAAGAUCGCCAUGGGAGAUGAAGAAGUCUCGAGAAAUCGACCUUGCACAUGAGAAUGUGUUUCAUGUACUGCUUCAAGGGAAACAGAAGAAAAAGAAGAAUAAGAAAAAAGGUCGUGGCUUUGGUUUGUUAGAUAAUAACGGCACAUUUACGUCGACCGAUGCUGAGGAGGAUAAGGAGCCCUUGGACCCAUAUGAAGAUAUUUAUGACGACAGCGAUAGUGGCAGCGAAGAUGAUGAUGAGGAAGAUUAUGUUCGUGAUCUGUUUGCGCCACCAAAGCCGAAGGAGGAAGAGGAAAAUCAGCAGAAGAAAGUCAAGAAAAUGAACGAUAUCUUUCUUCCAGAGUAUGCGAUCCGAUCAGGCUUGCCUGAAAUCCCUGGUGCAGGUUGCGUACAAUUGGAUGACCAUGAGCAGGCGCGUAAACUGUUUGACGAGUCCGAAAUAUCAAAGCUCGAAGAAAAGCAGCCCUCACUAUCCCUAUACCCUACGGCAAAUGCAACAUCAGGACAACUGGCAGUUGGAAUCGAGCGUAACAUUGAGGAGCUGCGCAAAAUCCGGCACGUUUACACAAAAAUUUUUACCGCCAAGGCUACAAUCUCAGAGCCGAUUCAGAUUGAAGAACCAAUGGAACCAAUGCCUAUACCGCCGUACGAUGGUCCGCUACCACCACUUGUCAUGAACCAUGCCACAGGAAAUGCCAUGCUCUCUAGGGUGGCCUCCAAACUUUUGGCUCAUGCAGGGUUUCAAGGAGCUCAGGCAUCUGCGCUGGCCGUGAUGACUGAUAUCGCUGUCGAGUUCUUCUUGAACAUUGGUAAAACAUUAAGAGGAUACUCGGAUUUGUAUAACAAGGGCAUGACCGCGGAGGAAAUACUACUACAUACUCUGUACGAAAACGGUGUCAGUAGUGUAGGGGAAUUGGAGGGCUAUAUCCGCGAGGAUGUGGAGCGGUAUGGCAACAAAUUACAAGAGGUUCAUAGAAAACUCGAGAGUAGUUAUACAGAUACGAUCAACAACAUUCAUGAGGAAGUAAUUGAUACUGAUUUCGAAUUCCAGGAAAAUGACGAAGCUUUUAUGAGUGGUAAUCUUAUUGGUGGCGUUGACGAACUUGGCGAUGACUUUUUUGGCUUUCGCGAAAUGGGUAUUGAUCGAGAGGUAGGCCUAAGCUCAUUGGCUAUCCCGGCACGGAUUUGGUACGGUGGCAUUAAAAAUAUUCCUUAUAGACCCGGUAUCCACGGCAUUGGACCGAACAAAGGCAAAGAUCCUGCAAAACAAGAAUUGCCCUAUCCACCGCCACCGCCGUUUACUCCACUAACAGACCCGACAGAGACAAUUGGAUUGCUCCAUCCAUUCUUUAAGAAGCGUAUGGAGGAAUUGGGGUCCCUGUUGGAGGAUGAGUUCAUGCCAGUAUCACGCAGGGUAGCAAUGAGGCCUAAGAUUCCUCCAACAGGCAAGAUUGUGAGCUCAAUGAAGAAUCGAGCGAAUAAGCCUGGUGAACUAAGUGCAUUAGCUGAGGCUAAGAAGCGGAAACGGAAAAAGGAGAAGGAUGCACAGGAGGCUGAACGUGCUGAACGCAAGAGGCAAAAACAAGAUGCAAAGGAUAAGAAGAUGCAAGAGAGGAUGGAGAAGAAGAAGAUGAAGGAGGAAUCCAAGCUUAAAGAGAAAUUAACAAAGCCAACAAAGAAGGGUAAGAAGGGUACUUCAGAAGGCCCUGGAGAGGGGGAUGAAGAUGAUAGUGACAUGGAGACGAAACCUGAAGAGACGCCUGACCCAAUGCCUCCACCGGCCACAAUACCACUUUCUAAAACUGCCAGUUCCAGUGGAUCCUCGUCUGCGAUUGUUGCUCUCCCCACAUCAACGCCUAAGAAAACCAAAAAACCCAAAGCAACUUCAAAGGGCUCUACAACACCAGCUUUAGGUUCGGGGUCAACACCAGUGUUUGUCGCGCCGCCAACAUCGAUGCUUAGCUCAUUGGAUUCAGGAGAUGGCGAUGACAUGGAAGAGGAAGUGAUGGAGAGUGGUGGUGGAGGCGGCGCAAUUCGGAUGCUGCCUCCAAAACAAUCAGGGACCUACUCGAAAUCUGGAGAUGAUUUUGUCAAGCCUUCAGUAGCAGGCAAAACAUUACCAGGAACAUUUGCCUCACUAGGCUCCUCAUCUACGUCAAAAUCGAAUGUUGCAGGCAAAACAUUACCUCCGCCCAUGGUAUCUGCGACCAAAUCCAAAUCUAAGUCUAGUAAAGAGAGUAAAGAGAGGGACAAGGACAAAGAUAAGGACAAGGAAAAGGAUAAGGACAAAGACAAGGAGAAGGAGAAAGAAAAAGACAAGGAGAAGGAGAAGGAAAAGGAAAAGGAGGAAAAGAAAGAACGUGGCAGUAAAGACAAAGAGCGUGGUAAAGAUAAGGACAAGUCUGACCGUGAGAGUUUUUCUGAUCGGGAAAAGGAAAAAGACCGAGAAUCAAUCAUCAAGAGCAGUAGUAGCGGUAGUAGCCAUAAGGAAUCCAAGUCCAAGAUUAAAGAUAAGAGCGGCAGCGGCAGCAGUAAGGACCGUGAUCGUAUCCGUGAUCGUGACAGCAGUGACAAGGAGAAGGACAGGGAGCGAGAUAGAGAUCGUGAUGAUCGUGACCGCGGUGACCGAAGUGAUCGUGAUCGAGACCGUGAUCGUAGCGAUCGCGAUCGUGACCGCGACAGAGAUCGUGAUCGCAGCGACCGUGAUCGGGACCGUGAGAAGAGUAGUAGUGGGCGGGAUCGUGAUCGUGAUAGAGAUCGAGACCGUGACCGUGAUCACCGUGACAAGGACCGGGAUCGCGAUCGGGAUCGUGACCGAGAGCGAGACAGAGACCGUAGCGACCGCGAUCGAGAUCGCGACCGAGAUUCUUACCGAGAGCGAGAUAGGGAUAGGGAUCGUGAUCGCGAUCGUGACAGGGAACGCGACCGUGAUAGAGACCGCGAUCGCGACCGAGAUCGUAGCGACCGGGAUCGCGAAAGAGACCGUGAACGUGAUCGCGACAGGGAUCGAGAUAGAGAGCGUGGAGACCGGGACCGUGAGAGAGGUGAUCGGGACCGAGACAGGAACGAUCGUGGAGACCGCGAUAGCGGAUCUGGACCUAUAUCUAACAGCAUCAGCGGUAGUCUUGGAAGUGGCAGUGGACAUCAUAAGAAUGGUAGUGGGGGGGGCGGUAGUAAGGAUCGGGAGAAGUUUUUAUCAUCAAAGGACAAAGACAAAGGAUCAAGUAGUGGGGAUCCACUUAGCUCAUUACCUUUGAUCCCAACGACACCGAAGAAGAAAAAGAAGGCGCCAAUUUUGGAGAGCUCGCCAGGACAGUCGCCGCCUAAGAAGAAGAAGACGAGCUCAAUUCCUGUGCCUCCUUCAUUCUCAGAUGAUUAA